Protobothrops mucrosquamatus (brown spotted pit viper) is the source of this 2073-nucleotide messenger RNA. It is a transcript of the gene TMC7, whose product is annotated as transmembrane channel like 7. The record is from RefSeq and is a predicted model, not a curated record. Gene Ontology annotation, cellular component: plasma membrane. The coding region runs from base 1 to 1923 and encodes 640 amino acids. The transcript has 15 exons. NCBI's taxonomy places the organism in Eukaryota, Metazoa, Chordata, Lepidosauria, Squamata, Viperidae. Gene Ontology annotation, molecular function: mechanosensitive monoatomic ion channel activity.
AUGUGCCAGCGGGAGCUUGAGGAAAAACACAUCCAAGCCCAGUCAAGGUGGAAUCAGUGGAAGAAAGCAACUAAUAAAUCACUAAAAAGAAUUAUGGAGAAUAUCAAAGAAUUAAUCUCUUAUCUGGAAUUGUGGAGAUACGACAUCCAUAGCAUUGAGGAGAAAUUUGGCACUGGGAUCAAGUCCUACUUCUCUUUCUUGCGCUUCCUGGUGGUGUUAAAUGUUGUCAUUUUCCUUCUCCUGUUCAGCUUUAUCACCCUUCCCACUGCUCUCGUUAGACACGGAGUUGUUAAUGGCAGCUACGUGAAAGUUCUCCCAGAAACAGAGCCAGAGUGCACCGUUUAUGCGAUCAGCAACACCAAGGGACUGGUCUACUUUUACAGUUAUAUUAUAGAUCUGCUAUCUGGCACAGGUUUUCUUGAAAUGACCGGCCUCUUUUAUGGCUACUACUCAGUGGACAACGUGUCUUUGGGUCUGCCGGAAUACCAUGUGCCCCUGGCGUAUUUGCUGAUCACGCUGGCUUACCUUUCGGUCAGCUUUGUCUGGAUUAUCAAACGCUCGGUGGAAGGUUUUAAGCGAAGCUUGAUAUACAACGAAGAUCCGUUUCAGAGCUACUGCAAUAAAAUUCUGGCUGGCUGGGAUUUCUGCAUUACAGAUGUAAACGCCGCGCGGCUGAAACACAGCAGUUUACUUUAUGAACUUAGAGCAGAUCUGGAGGAUGAAAGAUCAAGACAGAAGGCAGCAGGCAGAAGCCUUAAAGAGAAAACGCGUAUUUAUUCUUUGAGGAUCUUCUUAAACUGUGUCGUUUUGGCUGUCCUGGCAGCUUGUUUUUAUUCCAUCUAUAGAGUAACCGUCUAUUCACAAGAACACGCUUUCCCCGAAAACAACGUCAAAUUGGACGACCUCUUUGUGCAGUAUUUACCGUCUAUGGUGAUCACGCUCGCCAACUUUUUUGCCCCGCUGAUUUUUUCAUUUCUCAUCAAAUACGAAGACUAUUCGCCCGUCUUUGAGAUACGGUUAACUCUGAUCAGGUGUGUCUUUGUACGCUUGGCCAACAUCGUUGUCCUUUUGUUUUCGCUGUGGACUCGGAUCACGUCCUGUGCUGACAAGUGCAAGACAUGUGGAUAUAAUUACAGCCUUUAUCCAUGCUGGGAAUCUCGAGUUGGCCAGGAAAUGUAUAAAUUGAUGAUCUUUGACUUGAUCAUCAUCUGUGCUAUUAUAGUCUUCAUUGACUUUCCUAGGAAGUUGAUUGUUACCCAUUGUCCCGUCAAGGCCUUCCAGUGGCCUGGGCUGCAGGACUUUGCCAUCCCGGACAAUGUCUUGGAAAUAGUUUAUGGACAAACCAUCUGCUGGAUUGGAACCUUCUACUGUCCUCUCCUCCCGGCAAUUGCAGCCGUCAAAUAUUUCAUUGUCUUUUACGUUAAAAAGCUAAGCUUGAUGCACACCUGUAAACCUUCGGCCCGGCCUUUUAGGGCCUCCAGUUCCAACUUCUUCUUCCUGGUGGUGCUCCUGAUUGGUCUCCUUUUGGCAUUCGUUCCUCUGGGACUCAGCAUGACACGCAUCACUUCCUCUAAAGCCUGCGGACCUUUCGUGAAUUUCAACCGGUCGUGGGACGUUGUUGGGCACACCAUCCAGAAAUUCCCUCUCACGUUGCAAAGAAUCCUGAAUGGCAUUUCUUCUGAGACUUUUGCCGUGCCUUUCUUCAUGGUUACCUGCUUUAUUGUGUUUUGUUUCAUUGCCUUGGCUGGCGCACACAAAAGAGUGAUUAAUCAACUGAGGGAACAAUUAGCUACGGAGAGUCGGGACAAGCUCUUCCUGAUCCAGCAAUUGACGAAAGCGCAGAUGCUUCGCUGGGAUCACAUUUUCGAUCCCCUCGAAGGGAACGUUACGUCCAAGCAAGGAGGUGCCGGCUUUAGCAAAUAACUGGAGUCUCUCAUCAUCGCAAACUGGGACGGACACGUUCAGUUUGCUGUAGAUGGAGGAUUGUCUGCAGCGCUGUCUUCGGUCGCGUUAAGAGUGCCCGACUGCUGUGAUGGCACCACACGAGAGUAAACUCUUCCUUAAAAAAAGAGG